AUGCCUCCCCAAAUCAAGACCGACCUGAAUCGCAGCGGCUGGGAAACGACCGACUUCCCGUCCGUGUGCGAAAAGUGUCUGCCGGACAACCCGUACGUGCAGAUGCUGAAGGAGGACCACGGCGCAGAAUGUAAAAUCUGCACACGCCCAUUCACCAUAUUUCGCUGGAAAUCCGAUCGCACAGCCCGACAGAAGCGCACCAACAUCUGCCUGACGUGCGCGCGCCUCAAGAACUGCUGCCAGUGCUGCAUGCUGGAUCUGUCGUUCGGCCUGCCGCUCGUUGUCCGUGACGCAGCGCUGAAGAUGGUUGCGCCCGGGCCGCAGAGCGACAUCAACCGACAGUACUACGCACAGGAGCACGAGCGCGAGAUCGAGGAGGGCAGAGGCGUCAUGGAAGCAUACGAAAAGACCGACGAGAAGGCACGCGACCUGCUGAAGCGUCUGGCGCAGAGCGAGCCGUACUACAAGAAGCAGCGACGUCUGGAGGCAGACACCGAAGAGGGCGCGCAAAAGGCGCUUCCCGCACCAGGCACUGGCGGAGGAUCUGCAUACGGGCACACGGGAGGGCCGAUCAGGACACGAGACUCGAGAGGUGGAGCCAGCAGUGCGCGAGGAGGCAUGAGGCCUGCACGAGGGGGACGCGCUGCAGGACCACCGGCACAGCCCAACCCCCAGGACUGGUUACCGCCACCUGACCCGAACGUUGCGUCGCUCUUUGUCACGGGUGUCGAAGACGACCUCCCCGAACACGAGCUGCGCACUCAUUUCGCACAGUACGGCCAGCUACGGUCGCUGGUAUGCUCGCAUCGCGCUCACUGCGCCUACGUCAACUACGUCAAGAGGCAGGAUGCCGAGACGGCUGCAGAAGCACUCAAAGGCAAAGUAGUCAUCAAGGGCUGCCCUAUGCGGGUGACAUGGGGCAAGCCGAAACAGUUGGACAGUCUGGACCAGAACGUCAGAAUGCAGUACGCAAGGGAAGGCAGACAGGCAGCCGGUCCACGGCGAGCGGCGGCACAGGCUGCGAUCGAGGCGCCCCCACAGAAUGACUUGGACAGCCUGGCGCUGGCCCCUCCACCGUCGGGCGACGACGAAGCCAGCUACCCCAGUCUGGCGGGCAACUAG
Molecule: messenger RNA, 1122 nt
Organism: Ascochyta rabiei
Lineage: Eukaryota; Fungi; Ascomycota; Dothideomycetes; Pleosporales; Didymellaceae
Product: Pre-mRNA-splicing factor slt11
Exons: 2
Coding region: 1-1122 (373 amino acids)
Cellular component (GO): U2-type catalytic step 2 spliceosome; Prp19 complex; U2-type catalytic step 1 spliceosome
Molecular function (GO): U6 snRNA binding; pre-mRNA binding
Source: RefSeq, a predicted model, not a curated record